Molecule: messenger RNA, 1866 nt
Organism: Penicillium antarcticum
Lineage: Eukaryota; Fungi; Ascomycota; Eurotiomycetes; Eurotiales; Aspergillaceae
Product: MFS transporter
Exons: 3
Coding region: 1-1866 (621 amino acids)
Biological process (GO): transmembrane transport
Cellular component (GO): membrane
Molecular function (GO): transmembrane transporter activity
Source: RefSeq, a predicted model, not a curated record
AUGCCGAGUUCCAACAAUGCCAUCGACAAGCGCGACUUCGACGCAAAUCGCCCCCUCCUGCAAGAUACAGACGCGGACCCAGAACCUGGUAAUCGGAGCCCCGAUCUUGGUCCUGCGCGGUUUCGCGCCGGAUCGCGGAGUUCGGGCGAUGAUGGGAUCGGUCUGCGGAGUGAUGAUGGGCUUUUGAGUGAUGUUGUCGGCGAGAUUGUCGAAAGGGAUAGGAGAAUGAUGCAUGUUGAAGUUGUGAGGGUUGUGAGUUUUGCUUGGGGGGUUGUUACUUGUCUUGGAGCUGGCAGUAUUACUGCAUUCUCGUUGUACGGCCAUUUACUGCUUACGCGGUUACAUUACUCGCAGCUUCAGGUUAAUGCUGUUUCCAUCGCUGCUGAGAUUGCCAUGUAUUUGCCUGUUCCGCUGUUCGGGUACUUGUGUGACCGAUACAGUCCGUCGCCUCUAUCUCUGUUUUCUGGGGUUGUGUUCGGGUUUGGAUAUCUCCUCGCUGGGUACACAUACAAGAGCGGGCCGCCUGUUGAGGCUGGUGGGUCUGGGUGGCCGUUCUGGGUUAUGAUUGUAGCGUUUAUUGCCAUUGGUAUGGGGACUAGCUGCAUGUAUCUUGCUGCUGUUGCGACAUGUGCUAAGAACUUCGGUCGGGGGAAGCACAAGGGGAUCAUGCUUGCUGUUCCUAUUGCCGCGUUUGGUCUCAGUGGCAUGUGGCAGAGUCAGGUUGGAACGUACUUCUUCUAUGAGAAGCUUGAUGAUGGGACGCAUGGUGAUCUGGAUGUCUUCAGGUACUUUGUCUUCCUGGCGCUGUUGUUGCUUGGCAUUGGUAUUGUCGGUACCUUUGCUUUGCAGAUUGUCGAAGAGGAUGAUCGGUAUAUUGAUGAGACUGUCGAGGAACUGGAACGCAGUGGAUUGCUGGAGGAAAGUGAUUUCUUCCGGCCUCGGGGUGAGAUCAGAGCUGCAGUCGAAUAUGGCACGUUCUCCGAUGCCUUUGACGACGAGGAAUCACAAGCUUUGUCCGAUGAGGAGCGCGAGCAGAGACGACUGGAGAAGGAGCAUGAAGAAGAAGAGCGUCGGAAGAAGAACUGGUUGCUCAACUAUGAGACUAGAGUCUUCCUCAAAGACCAGACGAUGUGGUGGUUGGCUGCUGGCUUCUUCUUGGUUACCGGACCAGGAGAGUCAUACAUUAACAAUCUGGGCACAAUUAUCCCAACUCUCACACCACAAACUUACCCAGCCGGUGCCUCCCCACCAGCCGGCUCGCCCUCGACCCACGUCACAACAAUAGCCCUAACAUCAACAAUCGCCCGCCUCCUCACAGGCUCCCUAUCAGACUUCUUCGCACCACCGGCAACCCACCUCUUCCCUCCAAUCCCGGAAGAAGCCCGGCACAGACACUCAGCAUCCCCCUCUUCCACAAACGCUUUAACCCUCUCUCGAAUGACCUUCCUCCUCCCCUCAGCCUUCCUCCUCUCCCUAGGCUAUCUCCUCCUUGCCUCGCCACUCCCCCUCUCUCGCCCAGGUCUGUUUAACCUAACAACAGCCCUGGUUGGCUUCGGAUACGGCAGCGCCUUUUCCCUCGCACCAAUCAUCAUCUCCGUCGUGUGGGGCGUGGAGAACUUUGCCACGAACUGGGGUAUUGUUGCCAUGAUGCCUGCUGCUGGUGCGGCGCUUUGGGGCGUUGUCUAUUCGACUGCUUAUCAGGGUGCCGUUGAUCACGGUGCUGGCGGUGGUUUGCCAGACGGGCAGUGUCAUGGUUGGCGCUGUUAUGGCUUCUGGGCUGUUGGGUGCACAGUUAGUGUGUGGAUUGCUGUUGGGGCUUGGUUGUUUGCUUGGAGGGGAUGGAAGAGAAGAGGUGUUGUUGUUUAG